Messenger RNA from Arabidopsis lyrata subsp. lyrata, 2601 nucleotides. Its product is annotated as probable glycosyltransferase At5g11130. The record is from RefSeq and is a predicted model, not a curated record. NCBI's taxonomy places the organism in Eukaryota, Viridiplantae, Streptophyta, Magnoliopsida, Brassicales, Brassicaceae. Gene Ontology annotation, molecular function: glycosyltransferase activity. The coding region runs from base 855 to 2291 and encodes 478 amino acids. The transcript has 4 exons.
AGUAGUUGCCUUUUUGCUUUUUCCUUUUGUAGACUUGCUUGGGCUUCUCUCUUUCUAACAAAACUAUAUUUUAGUUUUGUUCUGAAAAUGAUAUUAAAGUGUAUAUGUUUGAACAAAAAAAAUGAUAUUAAGUGUAUAAAAUUCAUAGGAUUAUAUGCAAUGCACUUUUGACAUAGUUCAAAAUUUUCCCAUAUGUAAGUAAAGUAAUUAAAUACAUAAUACGUGUCGACUAGAGACUACUAAUCGUAUAUCCAUCCUUCUAAUUAAUAUUUACGUCUAUUAACAGAAAACGUACAAAUCCUCUACAAUCUCGAGUUUGACGAGGGGAUUAUCUUUUAUAUUUAAUUAUUUAUUAACAUAAGAUAAUUGAGUUGAAUGUAAUCUAUGUUUUCCUUUUUUGAUUUAUAUUUGGAUAACCGUAACAAAAAUUUAAGCCAAUCUAGAAUGAAAACAAAAAAAGAAAAACGAAAAGAAAAUUAAUUAGAGAACCGAACCAAAUCCAACCUAAACCGUACCAAAAACAAAUUACACGAGAGUCAUGUUUGAUUCGUUGACCAAAAAAUAAAUGAAUUUUGUUAACCCAAAAAAUCUGAAACCGGAUUAGACGGUCAAAGAGUAACACACAUAUAAAUCGAAGAGUAGGGGAAGUAAAUAAAAAAAGAAGAAGGAGAAGAGAGUAAAUAAUAAACCUCACUAUAGAGACGUCGAUCAAACAACCAAACAACCCUAAAAUUCAUCAAAAUCAUCUCUUUUUUCUUCUUGCCAUAUUCCUCCUUGUCAUCUGUAAAAAUCAAAACCAAACCCUAAUUAAAUUACACCUUGAAGAAGAAGGAAAGAUCCUAAUCACAUAUUUAAUGGCGGAUCUGACAUGUACGACGCCGUUUUUGCUCUAUCCAUCACUCGUCAUCAUCCUCUUCUUCUACUCAAUUAACCACCAUAACCAAAUAUUCUCCUCCGUCCUCGAUGAUGAUCCUUCUUGUCGUCUCUCGUCUUCUCCACAAGCUGUUUUCUCUUCCUUGAGAAUCUUCCCUUUCCGUUCUUCCUCUUCUUGUCUCAAUAUUACUUCCAACAACAAUUCGACGUCAGAAGUUGUGGUGGUAGAAGAAGUUGAUGAAGCGGUGGAGAGAAUCGAAGAAGGUUUGGCGAUGGCUAGAGCCGCCAUAAGGAAAGCCGGAGAAGAGAAUCUCCGUCGUGAUCGGACGAAUAAUUCGGAUGUGGGAUUCGUAUCAAGUGGAUCUGUCUAUCUCAACGCUUUUACUUUUCAUCAGAGUCACAGAGAGAUGGAGAAGAGAUUCAAGAUAUGGACAUAUAGAGAAGGAGAAGCUCCUCUGUUUCACAAAGGUCCACUCAACAACAUUUACGCUAUUGAAGGCCAAUUCAUGGACGAGAUCGAGAACGGAAACAGCCGUUACAAGGCGGCUUCACCGGAGGAAGCCACCGUGUUCUACAUCCCUGUAGGGAUCGUCAAUAUCAUACGCUUUGUCUAUAGACCUUACACUAGCUAUGCACGUGACCGUCUCCAAAACAUUGUCAAAGACUACAUCUCUCUCAUCUCUAACCGUUACCCUUACUGGAAUCGCAGUCGUGGUGCUGACCACUUCUUCCUCUCCUGUCACGAUUGGGCACCUGAUGUCUCAGCUGUGGAUCCAGAACUAUACAGGCAUUUUAUCAGAGCUCUCUGCAAUGCCAAUGCCUCCGAGGGAUUCACCCCAAUGAGAGACGUUUCAUUACCUGAAAUCAACAUUCCCCACAGCCAAUUAGGGUUUGUACACACCGGAGAAGCGCCUCAAAACCGCAAACUCUUAGCAUUCUUCGCGGGCGGUUCUCACGGAGAAGUCCGGAAAAUACUUUUCGAACAAUGGAAAGAAAAAGACAAAGACGUCCUUGUCUACGAGUAUCUCCCCAAAACCAUGAACUACACGAAAAUGAUGGAUAAGGCAAAGUUUUGUUUGUGUCCGAGCGGUUGGGAAGUGGCGAGUCCAAGAAUCGUGGAGUCUCUUUACUCGGGUUGCGUUCCGGUCAUCAUCGCGGAUUCUUACGUUCUCCCGUUCAGCGACGUGUUGAAUUGGAAGACAUUCUCGGUUCAUAUUCCAAUAUCGAAGAUGCCUGACAUAAAGAAGAUUCUAGAAGCGAUAUCAGAAGAAGAGUACUUAGAGAUGCAGAGGAGAGUGCUUGAAGUUCGGAAACACUUUGUGAUAAACAGACCUUCAAAACCAUAUGAUAUGUUGCAUAUGAUCAUGCAUUCUAUUUGGUUACGGAGGCUUAAUGUUCGAAUCCCUCUUUCAGAGUGAACUACAUAUUGUUAUACUCUUUUAUAUAUAAUACACAUACAUAAUAUAGGAUCUUCAGAAACUAAACAAUGUCCCGUUCUGGAUUUUCGAUUAGAACAAGCCUUCUAGGUUUCGUUUGGGAAUGAAACGUACAAUUUGCAAGCAGGUCUACUUGUAGUGUUUGGGAAGCCCAAAAAAGGCCCAUUUCUGAUCAUCAUUUGAAAAAGAUUUUUCCUUUUUAAUUAUAGACGACUUUGAAGUUUAAACGUAGCUUCUGCCUAGGCCUUCUUGCCCUUCAAGUUUCGCAUGUUUCUGACUCGUUCACGUUUGA